UGGAGCAGGGGGGCUGAUCUCUGCCUCCAGAGGUCAUUCUCACUACAGUUGCCACUUGUUGCCAAAGCAGCUCGGGGCUCCACCAUACAGCACCAAACACAUUUCAACUAUUUAUUCCCACAACUAUCGAGAGCUACAGAUCUGGAUGUUGAAUGCGGAGAGGCUCCAGGAUUGAAGGAAGACUCCAGUGAUCCGGUUGAUAACAUUUGGGCUCAUCUGACGGACUGAAGCAUGGUUGAUAACGCCAGUAUAGCAACUAAAUCAGCUUUGCAAGGCUCUUUCUCGUCCGCCAGCAGCCUGCCCCUCCAGCCUCCCUCCGCCGCCUCUCACAGCCCGUUCCCCGGCGCUCAGGCUCCGCAGCCGGCCAGCGGCGGCAUGAAGCUCGAGGCGGUCAUGGAGAACCUGCAGCGGCAGCAAGCAGCGCGGCUUGCCCUGGAGGAGAAGCUGCGGCAGGCGGAGACAGAGAAAGACCUCCGGUCCAUGGUGGAGUCCCAGAUACACCAACAAGCUCUGGCUUUCCGCCACUACCAGGCGGCGAUGCGAGGCGCUCUGGCCGCAGGAGUCACCAACUCUUCCCCGCUCCCACACAUGGAAGUCCGCAGAGCCGAGGAGGACGGGAGCUCUUCCAGACCGGGCAGUGAGGACAAGGAGCGGGACGAGGAGGGGGAUGACAUGGACGAGCAGGAGAUCAUGGAUGAAGAGGAGGAGGGUGAGGACGAUGUCGGGUUAAACCACUAUCAGCACCGACCGCUCCAGGAAGCCGGUAUCCCUCCGAAGGGCGCCCCGAUGCAUCUCAUGUCCAGAGUCCCGGCGGCGUUCGCCCCGGCCCGCCGCGCAGACUCCCCAACCGAGCACCCGCAGCCCCAGCACCACGAGUGGACCUAUGAGGAGCAGUUCAAACAGUUGUAUGAACUGGACGAUGAUGAAAAGCGCAAAGAGUUUCUUGAUGACCUUUUCAGUUUCAUGCAGAAACGAGGGACUCCAGUGAAUCGGAUUCCUAUCAUGGCCAAGCAGGUGUUGGAUCUCUACAUGCUCUACAAGCUCGUCACAGAAAAAGGCGGCUUAGUGGAAGUCAUCAAUAAGAAAAUAUGGCGCGAGAUCACCAAAGGCCUUAACCUCCCUACCUCCAUUACCAGUGCAGCUUUCACUCUCCGAACACAGUAUAUGAAGUACCUCUACCCAUAUGAAUGUGAAAAGCGGGGACUGAGCUCCCCCGGUGAGCUUCAGUCAGCUAUCGACAGCAACCGGCGGGAAGGCCGCCGGCAGAGCUACGGCUCGGCCAUCUUCAACUACUCUCCUGUGGGCACCCCCACCCUCCUGUCCUCACCAAAGAUACACAUGUCCCACCUAUCCAUGCCCACUCACAACACUGGCCAUAUCUCCCAGGUGCCUGUCAUCAAGAAAGAAGAGCCCAUGAUGGCCAGCUGUCUGCCCAGCCGGGUGGCCCUCCCCAUGUCACCCAGCGGCCAUCACGCAGCAGCUGUGGCUGCCCAGGCAGCAGCGGCUCAGGCCGCGGCGGCCGUCCAGGCGGCAGCCCUGGAGCAGCUCAGAGAGAAGCUGGAGAGCGGAGAACCGCCUGAGAAGAAGAUGAUGAUGGUGGCAGAGGAGCAGCAGAGGAUCAUGCAGCACGCCCUGCAGCAGAACCUGCUGGCCAUGGCCACCCAGCUGCCCCUCAACAUCAAACUCAACAACAGAGAUGAUAGACAAGAGACCGCAUUGAACCUGUCUACCAACGGCAUUAGCAGCAUCAACAUGUCAAUAGAAAUAAAUGGAGUUGUCUACACAGGCGUGCUGUUCGCUCGGCAGUCGGCCAUAGCAGCCAUGACGGGACAUCGUGGGAAACACAGCAACUGUCAGACUCAGGGAAAGACCAGUCCCACGCAGUUCCAGCCCUCCUGCCCCUCCUCCUCUUCCUCGUCCUCCUCCUCUUCCUCACUCCACGGACACAGAAACUCCUCCCCCUGAGUUUCUUGUCCAUCCUCCUCCUCCUCCUCCUUCUCCUCUCACACCCCAUCAAGGAGGAGAUCCAUUGUCAAACAGCUGGAGACACAAUCAUCAGAGAAACUCCAGGGUUUUUUUUUUUGAGGGCGGUUUUCUCUCCAUCCUUCCCUCCAUCAAAUUCCUUUAGGUCAGCCAACAACAGAUUGAAAAGCAGAAAACACACCCCC
Plectropomus leopardus (leopard coralgrouper) is the source of this 2168-nucleotide messenger RNA. It is a transcript of the gene arid3c, whose product is annotated as AT rich interactive domain 3C (BRIGHT-like). Lineage: Eukaryota; Metazoa; Chordata; Actinopteri; Perciformes; Serranidae. Gene Ontology annotation, biological process: regulation of transcription by RNA polymerase II. Gene Ontology annotation, cellular component: nucleus. The record is from RefSeq and is a predicted model, not a curated record. Gene Ontology annotation, molecular function: DNA binding.